UAGCCCUGGGAACCACGGCAAGUCGGCACUCUGGGAGGUCUCUGUAGGAAAAUAAUUGCUUGAUCAGUGCGGCGUGGGUCUUGUACAUUGUGAAGAGAUGAAUGGGAAACGGUCGGCUGAGCUUGGCCCUGGUCGGGCGGGGAAAAAAGUAAAGAAGGAGGUGAUGGCGAAGAUUUCGGAUGCUGUCACGGAGGAAACCUUGAAAAAGCAGGUGGCUGAGGCCUGGAGUCGUAGGACGCCGUUCCAUCACGAAGCCAUUGUUAUGGACAUGGACCCCUUUCUUCACUGCAUGAUCCCAAACUUCAUCCAAAGCCAAAGCUUCUUGGAAGGACUUCAGAAGGAACUUUUGAACUUGGACUUCCAUGAAAAGUAUAACGAUUUAUAUAAGUUCCAACAGUCUGAUGAUUUGAAGAAAAGAAGAGAGCCUCACAUCUGUGCUUUAAGGAAAAUUCUGUUUGAACAUUUCCGGGCUUGGCUUUCUGAUGUUUCCAAGAUUGAUCUGGAAUCAACCAUUGACAUGUCUUGUGCUAAAUAUGAAUUUUCAGAUGCUCUGCUCUGCCAUGAUGACGAGCUGGAAGGGCGCCGGAUUGCCUUCAUUCUUUACCUAGUUCCUCCCUGGGACAGGAGCCUGGGGGGCACCCUGGACAUGUACAGCGUUGAUGAGCACUUUCAGCCGAAGCAGAUUGUCAAGUCCCUUAUCCCAUCAUGGAACACACUGGUUUUCUUUGAAGUAUCUCCAAUAUCCUUUCACCAGGUGUCUGAAGUCCUGUCUGAAGAGAAGUCUCGUUUGUCUAUCAGUGGCUGGUUUCAUGGUCCUUCGCUGACCAGGCCUCCCACCUACUUUGAACCUCUCCUACCUCGGAGCCCUCACAUCCCACAAGAUCAUGAAGUUUUGUAUGACUGGAUCAACCCUACUUAUCUUGACAUGGAAUACCAAGUUCAAAUACAAGAAGAAUUUGAAGAAAGCUCCGAAAUUCUCCUAAAAGAGUUCCUUAAGCCUGAGAAAUUUGCAGAGGUGUGUGAGGCUUUGGAGAAAGGAGAUGUGGAAUGGACCAGCCAAGGUCCCCCUAACAAAAGGUUUUACGAGAAGGCUGAGGAGAGCAAGCUUCCCAAAAUUCUGAAGGACUGCAUGGCAUUAUUUCGCUCAGAGGCAAUGUUCUUGCUGCUGUCCAACUUCACAGGCCUGAAACUUCACUUCUUGGCUCCUUCAGAAGAAGAUGAGCUUGAAGACAAAAAAGAGGGAGAAGCAGCCUCUCCUGCUGAUAACACUGAAGAAGGGACUAGCCACAGCUCCUCUGAGCCAGAGAACAGUCGAGAGGCCAUUAGCGACAGCAGCCAACAGAGCAAUGAACAGAUAGACCCAGAGCCAGAGGAAACCAAAGCAAAGAAAGAAUCAAGUGUUCCCACGUGCCAGGGGGAACUGAGGCAUUGGAAGACUGGUCACUACACUUUAAUCCAUGACAACACCAAGACUGAAUUUGCCCUGGACCUCCUCCUCUACUGCGGCUGUGAAGGCUGGGAGCCAGAAUAUGGUGGCUUUACCUCCUACAUUGCCAAAGGUGAAGACGAAGAGCUACUGACAGUGAAUCCAGAAAACAAUUCUUUGGCCUUGGUCUACAGAGACAGAGAAACUCUGAAAUUUGUUAAGCAUAUUAACCACCGAAGCCUGGAACAAAAGAAAACCUUCCCAAACAGAACAGGUUUCUGGAACUUUUCAUUUGUCUAUUACGAAUGACAAGGCUGGGCAAGGCUGGAAAAAGGAGGCCCGCCCUCAGUACUGGGACGUCUGAAAGAGUUAGACACCGAGGGAAGGACAGCUCCAAGGUGGCCUGUGCGACAGCGUUCUUAAACUGUGUGUGGUUAUCCUUUAAGCGGGCUCAUAGUGGUUGUCCUCAGUCUAGACCUUGAGCUUGAGGCUGGGAACUUAUCUCUUGUUUUUAAAAAAAAAGGUUUUAUCUUUUUCAGUAACAUUGUUCUUCAUUUUCCAUAUUAGCUUCUGCAGUGGUAAAAGCUUUGUGUGUGUGUGUGUGUGUGUGUGUGAUAAAAUAUGCGUGACAUAAAAUGUACCAUUUUCAGUGUACAGUUCAGUGACAUUAAGUACACUGACAUUGCGACACAACCCUCAUCAUCAUCCAUCUCCAAAACUUUUCCACCUUCCCCAGCUGCAACUCUGUCUGCAUUAAAUUCUAACUCCCUACUUACCCACCCCCAGUCUCUGGCAACCUUCUUUCUGGCUCUCUGACAAUUUGAUAAUUCUUACUCCUCAUAAGACAGUAUCUGUCCUUUUUUGACUGGCUUAUUUCACUCAGCAUAAAAUCUUCAAGGUU
Molecule: messenger RNA, 2327 nt
Organism: Phacochoerus africanus (Common warthog)
Lineage: Eukaryota; Metazoa; Chordata; Mammalia; Artiodactyla; Suidae
Gene: OGFOD1
Product: 2-oxoglutarate and iron dependent oxygenase domain containing 1
Exons: 13
Coding region: 98-1735 (545 amino acids)
Biological process (GO): peptidyl-proline hydroxylation; regulation of translational termination
Cellular component (GO): cytoplasm
Molecular function (GO): iron ion binding; peptidyl-proline dioxygenase activity; L-ascorbic acid binding
Source: RefSeq, a predicted model, not a curated record